Caenorhabditis bovis is the source of this 2883-nucleotide messenger RNA. NCBI's taxonomy places the organism in Eukaryota, Metazoa, Nematoda, Chromadorea, Rhabditida, Rhabditidae. The record is from the annotation of a GenBank genome assembly.
AUGAGCUCUGAUAACGAAGUUGUUGUUGCGAACGAUUCGACCUUGGGGAAUUCGGAUGAAAAUGUGGAACAAUUAGCUGUCAUUGCUGUUCAACCUGAAGUGCCAAACAAUCAGCAGGAUGAAUUAUCGGGAAACGUGCUCGGACUUGGUGAAAGCUCCCCGAGAAAUCUUGGGUUGAAUGUGACUCGCCCAGAUGGAGAUAUCGAUGACCAUGGCGAGUCUGUUAACAACUCCGGCGCUCUGAAUCCUAGUCAACGUCUUGAUGAAACCAUUGACAAUGUGGUAGCGGACUCUCGCAAUUGGCUUGGCCGUGCUGAUCCGGAAAUUGAAGCAACAAACGUUGACGCUUCUGGAUCGCCAUUGGCUGCUGAGAGACCGCGCCUCGGCGAAGAAGAUACUGAAUUGUCAAGAGAAAAUCCAGCUUCCUCUCCGUUAUUUCGGGAUGUGCAGUUAGUUUCAGCCGCUGAGUCGUCACCGUCAACGUCUGGUUUUAACAUUUACAGAGGACUAUUCAUACCACCAAAUGGUUCCAGUAAUGUCACUUUUGUUAUGAUGGUUCCCGCGAGCCCUAAUGCAGAUUCUUCGCAACCUGAAAAUUUGCCAAACCCCGAUGCUGAGUCUGAUCAGCCGAUACAAGAAAAUUCUCAAUCUCAUUCCCAUGAUGAUCGAGAGAUGGCGGAGAACCAUCUUCAAAACUCCCAAAACGAUCCUACUGAAGAUAUGCCAGCAAACUCUUCACAAAACGGCCAAGAAGAGCCUAGCGGUGAGACGCCAUCGAUACCUCUGCAGAAUUCAGAAGAAGGCCCUACAAUCGAGAUGUCAGAGCAAGUUUUGCUGAAUUACCGUGAAGACCCAGAGAAUUCUCCACUAAACCACCGAGAAGAACCGGCGAUCGCUGUAAACACUUUUCUAAACUAUCGCGAGGAGCCUAUGCCAGAAGUGCUAGUGGAUCCCAGUCUCCCGGACUACGAUGAGGAGCUCGUUCGAGGGCUGUCGAUGGAUUCUUAUCCAGAAGAUGAUAAAGAGCUUAUUCGAAGGCUGCCGAUGCAUUCCGUUCUAAACUACGAUGAUGAGUCAAAUGAUACGAUGCCAACAAGUUCAUUGCAAAACUACCGAGAAGAGCCCAGUCGCGUGGUAUCAGUGAGCGCUUUGUUGAACAACCAAAACGGGAUGCCAUCGAGUGAUAUGAUCUGCUAUCGAGCACAGCCAAUACAGGAAAAUGGUGAUCUACCAAUUGACGACAAUUCGGCUCCUCUCGCAAAUGAACCCGGCGUUCCGCUUUGUCUUCUUAGAUCAAAUCAUCGAUUCAAAUUUUUGCCAAGAGCCCUCAUGAAGCCAAAUCCUUUCUCAUUGCUAGCCCGCGAACUAGCCAAUGUACAACGAGAUGAGCAACAAGAAUUUCCAAAAUUUUCGCCACCGACGGAACCAUUACGUCCGGUUUAUCCGAAGACGUCGAUAUACUCUCAUUCAAAAGGAAGUUAUCGAAUGACUUCAGCAGGCGUCGUUGAUCCAGCACCAACUGUGGCACCGACAUCAAACGUGGAGCCGUCGCCAGCCGAUGAGCCAACGCCGGCUGCGGAAGAGCCAACUAAUGAGCCUUUUGAUGCCAUUCCACGUAUUCACCAAGGCGCAUUGUUACUCUUGGUGGAUGAAGUAAUUCGAGAAAAUGGGUCAGUCAGUCCAAGGGAGCUGUAUCUUCGUUAUUUUCGCAUUUUCCACACUCGCCGUGAUCUCGAUGAGCAAGCUAUGACCCAAGGUGAAGAUCCGCAAAGUCUUAGAAUAAUGCUAUCAAGGACAUUCGAAAUAAUUGUCUCGAAUAUGAUAGAAGUCCAGAGGAAUAGAAAUUCGUUACGUUCGGAAGAUGAACAAACCAGUUAUCCGUUCCUUGAAGAGCUACAAGUUCCACAAGCUGUGGUAAAUCAAAUGAGACGAUCAGCUGCGUCACCAAUGCAAGCACCACCGGAUCAUGAAUUGCACUACAUUCCAAGAAAUGUUGGAGCCGUAUACAUUCUGAGACAGGGCUUGAUUCUAGAAGGCGCUCCUGACGACGACGGGGACGACGACAGCAGUGAUAGCGAUAGUGAUGACAGCGGUAGUGAAGGAGAGUAUGAUUACAUUAAUCUUUGGGAAUGGAGCCGCUACAACGAGCCAAGACCGAAUCUUUUCGGACCAGGACAUUCACCAUUUCAAUUUGACAACGAAAGCUAUGAAGAUGAUGAUGAGGAUCAAGAAAUGGAGCAUGACAGAAGCGGCGAGCACGAAGCACAGAAUAAUCAAGAGACUCAAGAAGAUCAAGUCAAUCAAGAAAAUCACGACGUGCAAAUGAAUCCAAUCGAGGAACUGAAUCAAAUGAAUGACAAUGAAGGGGAUGAAAACCUAGAUGAAGAGGAUGAAUCAAUGGAAGUCGGAGAAGUGCUAGAAGCGAGCAACAGUGAAGGAUCCAAUAUUGACACAACGGUGAACUGCGCACGCGUGCGUCCAAUGACAGAUGCUCAAAAAUUAAACAUGUUGCGAAAAUGGAUUCGUAAAGUGAUUAAUGGAAGUCGACAAAUAGGAACAACAAUCAACAUGAGAAAUUUCCCCAUCAUGUUCCUAGAUGGUGCAGAUAACGCACCUGCCGAAGAUCUUGCUCACUAUGAAAGCGUUAUGAAUCAAGUUUUUUCGAAGCUUCAAACCAUUUCAAGAUGUUGGACGGUGCCAGUGUUUGAGCAAUUUAAGAGAAAUUAUGAAAUUCGUUGCGGUUGCUACAUGGAGCAUAUGACAUUGGAUGACCUUGUUGAUAUGGCCGUUUCCUACAAAAGAGAUCUUGAUAUGGUGGGAUAUUACGGCCAGUCACUCACUAAUGAACAAUUGUUUGCGAGAUUUGCAAAUUAUCAAUCCUAA